This is a messenger RNA of Gryllus bimaculatus (two-spotted cricket), 1308 nucleotides long. NCBI's taxonomy places the organism in Eukaryota, Metazoa, Arthropoda, Insecta, Orthoptera, Gryllidae. The record is from the annotation of a GenBank genome assembly.
AUGGGGGCGCCCCCCGCACGCGCCGCCCGCGGACGCUCGGAGACAGCAGCGCGCCCAGCUGACGCUCACCAGCAGUGGCGACGCCGCCCGCCCGCAGCUGCCGCGCCGGCGGCUGCGCGCCGCCUGACUGCGGUUUCCGACGCCGACGCCGGCACCGACCGACGUCGCCGCCACCGCCGAAGCCAUAAGGUAGAUCCGGCUUUGCGCUUGCGCCGCUGCGCCGCCGCACCUGUCCGCCCGCCGCCGCUAGGCGCGGCCCCCCACCCCGCGAAAGCGUCACACCGCGGCAGCCCGCUCAGGAAGCCGCUUUGCACGCCGGCGACCUCCCUGCGCGCGCCUCCUAUGCCCCACUCGCCUGCCGGCCUCGAAGCGCCCUCCGCCCUCGCGCGCCCAGCACCGCGGCCUCUCCACCACCCUAGCCGAUUCCACCCUGUCCUGUCACCAUCCACCACCUUACAAGCCCUCGUCCUCAUGCCAUCACAUCGCCCCCUCUCACCCAUCGCCCCUCCCCUCGCCUCCUCCACCCCAUCGCCCCCCUCCACCCAUCGCCCCCCCUCCAACCAUCGCCCCCUCCAACUCAUCGCCCCCCUCCAACCCAUCGCCCCCUCCAACCCAUCGCCCCCCUCCAACCCAUCGCCCCCCUCCAACCCAUCGCCCCCCUCCAACCUCGCCCCUCCAACCCAUCGCCCCCUCCCCCAUCGCCCCCUCACCCCAUCGCCCCUCACACCAUCGCCCCCCUCCACCCCAUCGCCCCUCCACCCAUCGCCCCCACCCCAUCCCCCCCACCCCAUCGCCCCCUCCACCCACAUCGCCCCCUCCACCCCAUCGCCCCCUUCCACCCCAUCGCCCCCUCCACCCCAUCGCCCCCUUCCACCCAUCGCCUUCACCCCUCGCCCCCUUCACCCCAUCGCCCCCUUCACUCCAUCGCCCCCUCCGCCUCAACGCCCCUCCGCACACACACACACACAUGGUAAUGCACGAGAGCCUUUAUAUCCUGGUAUUGCUGGUGCUAAACAUUUUCGAGGCUCGGUUCGAAGUACCGCGGAAUCAAAUCACGCCACGGGCAUCGACGAUCGAUGGUGCUAUAUGAAUUAUCAAACUGAAGAAAGAUCAUUGUGCAGAUUGGGAGAUAUACAGAAUUUUGAGGUAGAAGAAAAAUAUAAACUUGAAAGUUCGUUACAUAAACAAGUUAAUCAGAAACCUUCUCGAAAGGAAAAUUUCAAAGCGCAGUCAAGGGGAAGAGUACCUCGCCUGCCUUGCGCGGGAUGGAUCUGCAGUUCAGCGAAAUCUUCAGAGAUUGCUGCUUAA